This is a messenger RNA of Cephus cinctus (wheat stem sawfly), 3037 nucleotides long. Its product is annotated as glycerophosphodiester phosphodiesterase 1. Lineage: Eukaryota; Metazoa; Arthropoda; Insecta; Hymenoptera; Cephidae. Gene Ontology annotation, molecular function: phosphoric diester hydrolase activity. Bases 329 to 1432 code for a protein of 367 amino acids. Gene Ontology annotation, biological process: lipid metabolic process. The transcript has 6 exons. The record is from RefSeq and is a predicted model, not a curated record.
UCGGUAAAGUAGAAAGUUUGUUUUCUCCAGUCUCCUCCCUAAUAUUUUUUUGACACGAUCACCCCAUUAGCUCCGAUCUGCUCCGAUCUGAUCAUGCAUUUUUUUGUGCUUUGUGCUUCUGACAAAACGUAAUUCUUAUUACUCUUUGUGACAUUCUAUGCAAUUUUGACAGUCCUACUGCUCACAUCAUCGGUGAAUAACUCAGUGGAUAGUAAAGCAUCUUAUAAUUGCUCAUUAUGACUGCACACCUAAAAAGUAUAAGAUUUGCUUAAGUUAACGAGUAUUGAAUAUAGUGUGUUUAGCAAAGGAAAGUACAAUUAUCAUCAAGAUGUUUGAAUUUUUUGAACUGAUUCUUAAUAGUGCUAUACUAUGGGUAUACCUUCAAGCAAUAGUGCUUCUUCUUAUCAGUGCACUUUAUGACUUUGCUGUGCCAUGGAUUAUUUGGGUUUCUUUUGUGCUUAUGACAGCAUUGUGUUUCGUUAGAAACCCAUCGCCUCAGCCUAAUAUUACUGAUAAAAUACUUGGGUUGGACCCAAUCAGUUUGGGAAAGAAGAAUGAUGUCAGUGACCUAUGCAACAGCGACGGUAACAAGGAAGAGCCGUAUUGCAUGCGAGCAGUGGCUCACCGUGGUGGAGGAUACGAUUACCCUGAGAACAGUAUAUCAGCUUUUCGAAAUAGCAAACAAAAAGGAUGCACCGCAGUAGAAUUUGAUGUGGCUUUGACCAAAGAUAACAUUCCAAUAGUAUACCAUGAUGUUACCAUUGAAAGACUAACAGGUCAAAUAGGAGUCAUAAGAGAAAUGACAUGGGAUCAAUUAAAAGAACUAGAUAUUACAUACAACCAUCCCCUCAGGGACAAAUUUCGUAGUGGAGAAAAGAUCGCUUUAUUGGAGGACGUUCUUGAAGAAUGCAUAAAGAACGACCAGCGGAUCUUCAUGGACAUAAAAGAAAAAAGUUUGGAUAUCGUGCAAAUAAUUUUAAAUAUGUACAAAAAGUAUCCAAAACUUUUUGAAAGAGCAAUAGUGACAUCUUUCAAUCCCAUCGUCAUAUACAUGAUAAGAAGGAAAGAGCCACGAGUAGUGUGCAGUCUUUCUUGGCGACCUUUCGUCUUCUCAAGAAAAUCUUAUAGCAGCCUGGAUGGACCUGGUGCAGUACGUUUUAAUAAUCCAUUAAAACAUAUUGCUGCCUGGACCCUUGAUGUUAUACAUAGUUGGGCCUUACCGCGGUUUACCUACUAUCUAUUGGGCCUGUCCGUUAUUUUGCUGCACAAGGAUAUUGUGAGCGCUGAAGUGGUACGCCAAUGGCACAAACGAGGAGUACGCGUUAUAGUCUGGACAAUUAAUUUACCAUCAGAAAAGUUACAUUUUUCGCGACUUCUUAAAGUAACUUAUCUGACGGAUACGUUGUUGACAGAAAGUAAUGGACACUUAUGAUUGAACGAACAAUAUUAAAUAUAAAGUAUCAUUGCACAAGCAUGUAUAUCGUUAGAGAAUGAAGAAGUUGGUAGUGAAUUAUUUAUUUAUUUGUGAUAUGCGAGAAAAUUGUGAAUCUCAUAUUUGUUUAUAAAAAUUCGUAACAUUGAUAUGUUAAUUGCUGAAUGAUUUUGAUACAGCUAUAGAUAAAUGUUAUUAAAGUACAAAUAUGAAAAUAUCUCUGCAGGCUUAUGUAGUACAACAUGCUAUAACCAAUUUGUUAAUCAACAAUUUAUCUUGGGUAUACAGAUUGCGUUAUGUUGUAAUACAUACUAUAGAAACAAGCUUUAUCUUAGAGCAGCUAUGAAACUAUAAUCAAAUUUUAUAUUAUUCAAGCGAUGCGAAGUACAUAGUUUUAUUCAGUGAUAUUUUUUUUCACACUACAUUUUAUCGAUGACUGCAACGAAUAAUAAUUAUUUAAUCCUUAAAGACGCACUCUGAACAUUCUGUUGUACAAAAGUAUAAAAGGCCUACGUCAAUAACUUACUGUUAUAAUCUCAAACGUUUACGUUUUAACAGUUAAAUUGAACUAAUAAUUAAUAAAUUAUUCAGAAUGCACUCAAAAGAAAGAUCAUCGGAAGAUACUAAUUCUAUUGACAGAAAAAUCUUAUAACUUAACGUAGUGGACCCAGUUGUCGACACUAUUAUUUGUGGACAAUAUAAGAAAUAUUUUUCUCUCUCUUGUGGACGUUGUACAUCCAUAAGAAUUUCCACUGCUUGUACAAUAUUAACAACUAGACCCACUACCUUAAAUAUUUAUUGAUUGACAAGAGCAGAUUUAUUAUGAUGCAUUUAGAAUCCGUAAUGUUAUGACCAUCACACUUACCUUUAUUUACGCCCGUUAAAAUUUUAAAAUAUCAGGAAAAUAAAUGUUUUAACAACUUCUUCCAUUUAUAAAGCUUAGGUGUUGCACUAUUGAUAAUGAAUCUAACAAAGGCCAGAGAGAAAGAGAAUGUUUCAUAUGAACUCUCUAGAAUACUGCACUUUUCUAAUCAAUGAAGGCUAAUCUGCUUCAUUAAUGCUUUCUAUUAAUGGGCCUAAUUAAAUAUAAAAGCGUGAAUCGAUUCAGUAGGACCAACUGAUAAGUUAACUAUGAUUACCUAAUGUAAUGUAUAUUAUCAACGUCCAUAUUCAUAUAUAUGUGGAAUAGGACCUUUAACAUUUCUUACUUCUAAUCACACGCGCUGCCAUUCUGCUACCAAUAUAAUUUAACAGUCAGUAUUAUACAGUAUCACAAUUUAAAUGUAAUCAUACACUGUAUUUAAUUCACGAUUAAAUAUUUAUAUGCAAUUUUUAUUUUGAUAUUUCCUUCAAAUUUUAUUGAUCGAAUAUCACUUUGACAAUACCAAUAAAAAACAAAUACAAUUAUAUUGUCUGUGACUAACUCUUAGACAGUUUAGAUCACAAUUAAACUUUGAUAAGUUUGAGUGUGUGUUAUGAUGAAUAAAAAAUAUUAAAAGUAUCACGGUAAAAUACGUAUGUCGUGUAUAUUGAACGAUUUCAAAGGCUAAAUAUUUAAUCAAAAAAGUUUGUACUUUUUAUACAAAAUAAAUGAUAUUAAAAAAG